AAUAUGACGUCAGGACCCAGCUGGAGCCGAGGGUUGUCGGAAAUGGCCGAACAUGACGUCACGAGCAUGGAAAACAGGGAAUGGAAGAGGCGCAGAAACAGUCAUGGCGACCCUGAAUAGUAGCAUAGAGCGCUGUAGGGGCCAGCCCUGGGCCGUGUGGGCCGAUACGGCUCCCAGCACGGAUGGAGAAGGCUCCGAUCUGGAGGAAAAGUCGGUGCCAGGCAGAGAAGUUGUCCGCUUCAAGAAAGAAGACAUGCGGUACUACGGUGUGAGACCCAUGGAGGAUGAGGUGGUUCUGGUGGUGUGCGAGCGGUGCGGCCAGGUGGUGAAACCACAGGCACUGCAGUACCACAUAGAGCACCGACAUGGCGGUAAAGACUCGGACGCCUCGUCCCUGCGCACCGCGACCAUGAUCCCGACCGGGCGACCUCCAGGUCUGACCUCACCUCACCAUGGCAACCCCCGCCCGACUCUACCCGCCAACCGGACAGCCAAGUCCUCCGGCAUGAAGCUGAACCACCUGGUGCCGGUGGUGGCGCUGGACCGGACGGCAGACAUCACCGCGCUCAAGAAGUCCGCCUCCUCAGCCGCCUCCAAGAAAUCCAGCAAUAGCAAAAAGUCCACUUCCUCCUCCUACUCUUCCAAAAGUAGCUUCGACAAGGAGAGAAAAAUACCUCUGAAAGACCGAGAAUACGACCCCAACAAGCACUGCGGUGUCUGGUUACCUGACAUGAAGAAGCCGUGCACGAGAUCGUUAACAUGCAAAACCCAUGCCUUGUCCCUGAGAAGAGCGGUUCCGCAGAGGAGAAAACCGUUUGACGAGCUUCUGGCGGAACACAAAGCGCGGGCGCGCGAGCGUGAGCGCGAGAAGGAGAUGGAGAACAAACUGAAGGAGCACCAGCGACUCGCCUCGCUCUCAGCCCACUCCGCAGCCUUCGCCCCCGAGAUUGUGCCUCAGAAAAUCACCUCCCCCACCAAACCCGCCCCGCGGUCAUCCCCGGGGGUCAACUCCGUAUUCCAAAGGCCAUCAUUCCAGCCCUCAGGACAGCCUGCCGACUCCAGGCACGCCUCCCCGGAGCCCAAGGCUCGCCCUGGCAGCGAUGGGGAGGGGGAAGAGGAGGCAGAUAGCAACGAGAACCUGGACUGUCCCCACAUACUCAACCACCCCAGACCCGCCACGAUGUGUGCGUUCGGUGCGCGGAGGUUCGGGAAGGGGUGCUACAUGUUCAGCAGGAGAACAGACCUGCUGAGAUCGGCGUUCACAGCGUUGUUAGAGCGGCAGCUACACUCACCUCCUCUCAAGAGACCAGCGUCGGAGCCGGUCGAGUCCCUUCACCAGUCCACCACGGAGCACCAGGAGCCUCCGUUCGACCCCUACGACCCCUCGCGGAUCGGCCCAACGUUAGACCUGGGGGGGUACAAGCCGCCCCUGCUGGCACAGCCCUGGGACCUCCCGCUGGCCAAGCCCGUCCCCCCCGCCUCCAACAAGUCCAAGUCCAGGAAGACGAAGGAGUCGGGCUCCAGCAAGAGCAAGAAGAAGAAAUCUGGUGGCAGCAGCGGCGGUGGCGGGACCUCCGCGCCGCCGGACGUCAGCCUUAGCAUGAACAAUUCUGGCGUCUACCUCACGAGUGCAAACGGGGCGGUGUCGCUCUCCACGCCCACCGGCUACACCAUCAGCAGCAAUAUCCCGCAUAUCACCGCGCAGGCCGCCACCAAGGAGCACCUGGCGCGGCUGGGCAUGGCGAAGGGCACGCCCGCCAUCUCCACCACCCUGGGAGACUCCAUCAAGGGUCUCAGCAUCGUGGUCACCAACAUCGACCCUCUGGUUAACGGGCAGGUCAUUAACGUGGGCAGCGGCGUGGUCCAAAGGACUCCUAGUCGAGAGAGCGCGAGCGGUAAUGCCGCCGGCGCCAUAUGCAGCACAGGUAGCGUCAGUAGUAGUAGUCACGCAGCAAGCUCUAGUGCCAAAUCUCGCAAGAGAAGCAGCUCGUCAAGUUCCAGCGCCAAGUCGAAAAGCAAGCCAUCCAACGGGACACACUCCUCACACAAGUCCGCCAAAAGCUCGUCGGGACAGUCUCAGGGCGGGACGGGGGGCGCGUCGGGCGGCGUCGGGAACAAUUCUUUCUCUCCUCUGCAGCCCAGUCCUUCCACUACACCCAGUCCUCUCUUCAGACCGGGUUCCAUCAGCCCUCAGAUCGCGGACAGCUCUCCGCUGCCCAACGGUAUCGGUCCGUCCCCCCCGGGGGUGGGGAUGAAGGGCUUCCCUCCCACCAUCAACCACUACCAGAACGUCAACGUCAUCAGUCCGGGCCAGCACAGCUCGUCACCGAGUCCCGGGUCUACAGACGUCUCACCAAGCAAUAGUGGACACAUGUCGAAUAUUGCCAAGUACAGCCAAAGUGGAAGCACGUCGUCGCCCUCCUUGCGCGCCAACGCCCAGUUCCAGAAACACAUCGCCAUCGCAGCUCACAAACAGCACCUGGACCAGCACAGACGGUCCCCCAGCCUCGCAAGUAAGUCCUCCCAUAGCAACCAACAUGCCAUCUACAACCACCAAGUGUACUCGGGGGGUCAGCAGAGGCCAGGAGGGGGGGCCAAGCAGCCCCCACCACCCUUCCCUAUGCAGCAGGGACUUCUGAGAGUGCCAAUCUCGCAGCAGAGCACACAGGGAGGGAUGACAGUAACGGGAAUGGCCCAGGGGCUGUUCCUUCAGCAGCCGCAGAGACAGAAGCUGUUCUCCCAGGGGGAGGACGGCCAGCAGACACAACAGCCAGCCAACGCCAUGUGAUCCCCCUCACCCACUAGGCCCUGUAGGCUCCCACUCUACUACUCGUGUCCUACCAGUGUCUUCCACUGCCAGUAAAUACGCAGACACGUGACAGAGGCGUCUCGCGCCGGAGAUGUUCAAUACUGUGACAGUCGAAGAACGUCUCAGAAUCGUGAAGACAUCUGCGGCGUGUCUCCUUGAAGUCGACCUCCUCCCCACAGUCCGAUACUUCUCCUCAGCCGGCCAGAGCCGAGUGUUUGGCGCAGCGACAGGGUGACCAGGAUGUGACGUCCAGUCCUGACCAUAGAAUAUGAGCUCCUCCUACAACUUAAACUGCUGCUUUGGUCAAAUAUUUCAUGGGCAUCUCUCUUCCAUAGAUUACUUAGGGAUGGGGAAAAGUGAAGAAAUAUGACGACUCAAAAAGAUGAUGUGACCAGUUGAGAAAAACAGUGACCACUUCUCUAUUUUUGAACAACUUUGUUUUGUUUUUUGUUGCAACAAUGUUGGUCACUUUGCCAAAACUCUCAUACCUUCCUCGGCUGCUUUGGUCUGUUUGUACUGAAAGCUGGUCUGCCUACAUUUGGAAAAUGAGGAAAUCUAAUAACCUUCUAUAUAGUCAAAUAUACCAGUAAAUGCUUUAUGACGAAUAAACACCACCAAUUGAAGGGAAAUCAUGUUUUUUCUCAAACGACACGUAAAUUUGAAACCACACAAGUGGGGUGUUUGGCUUUGUGCAAUAGAAAAAGGAAUUCCCAACUUGAUAUUUUAUGAAAUGAAAAGGCAACAGUGUAAAAGUUGACGGUUUGUCAUGCUGGAAUUCUGCAUCCAAGUCACCCUGGCCUGGUCAUACUACCGCCCUAAACGGGCUAAACUACCACCCUGAACCAGCCAUACCACCGCUGUCGCCACACCGUAGGGCCAAACCAUUUGGCGUGCUCUAGCGGGGGUGCAAACUUGGUAAACGGGGGAGUCCACUUUCUACAGUUGCCUUAUAUCAACACUGUCCCAGUACAGUCAGACCAUUCCACAUCCCAGGAACACAACAGGACACACGAUAUUCCGGUGGUUUGUUUCCGUCAAACCAGGACAACCCUCUCAAAAGUAAACGCCUUUUCCUGCAACCCAAUGAGUUUUUCUCGCCUGCCGACAUUUUGGCAACUUGUCAGCUGCCCUCAUCAGAAGACAGCGAACUCUGUUGCCAAAGUUUUGGCUGGUGAGAAAAGAUAAUCGGUUGUGUGGUAAGACGGUACCUUUCCGAUGACGGAUCUUUCCAAUGACGUACCAGCGUAAAGAUUCUACCCACGGACGGAGAACCACGCUCUCGGCUGUGCCACCUGCUCAACUCCCUCCCUGUCGCUCCUACAAAGUGCUUUGGCCAAGGGGAGAUUUUUCGCCCCAUGGGAAUUCUGUACAAAGACUGGCGGCUGCCCGACUAGGGUCAUCUGGGGACACCGUAACUUAUUCUACAUCCUCGGGACGACGUCGCGUAUCGCGGCCGCCCGGAAUGUCGUCACAAGCAAAGACGUAUAUUACUAUAGAUCCCAGGUGGCGGCAGAGGAGACUAGAACAAACUUUAGUGUAAAAUGUCUAUAUUUUUAAAAUUAUCAAUAAAUUAAGACCCGACGUAUGUAUCUCAAUUUUGUCGUGUUAUAACGCCAGGAUUUAUUGUUAUAAAAAUGAAGAAAAAAGUGGAAAGUCCGAGUGACCCCACUUAGAUUGAGAACUUUGUAUACCAAAUAACUGUAUGAAGACUUCUGGAUUAUUUAAAUUGCUAGACUUGUACUGCAUUAGGGCUAGCUAGUAUUUAAUGCCGAACUUAUUUACCAUAGGAAGCAGUCAGAUAGGAAAAAUGUUUUUGUCACCAAAGUUUCCUUUUGUAUGUCUAUGUAACAAUGACCAGUGUUGGAGAAUACCUUGUUGUUACUGAACAAGCAUCUAUAUUGUACAAAUAUCGAUGGGACGAGCUUUUCCGAAAAAAAAUUGUUAAAAAUAGGAGGUCCAGAAUACUGUAUCCUGUUUGUAUAUAUUCAUUUGUAGGCAACAAUACUUUCAAUGUUGACA
Branchiostoma floridae (Florida lancelet) is the source of this 4828-nucleotide messenger RNA. RefSeq names its product ataxin-7-like protein 1. Lineage: Eukaryota; Metazoa; Chordata; Leptocardii; Amphioxiformes; Branchiostomatidae. The record is from RefSeq and is a predicted model, not a curated record.